Molecule: messenger RNA, 1086 nt
Organism: Medioppia subpectinata
Lineage: Eukaryota; Metazoa; Arthropoda; Arachnida; Sarcoptiformes; Oppiidae
Source: the annotation of a GenBank genome assembly
AUGUAUCGAGUGGCGGAUCACCUAUUGGACAACUUUGCGGACACAUACGGGUCGACACCGGUCACGAACCAAGAGGUGCGCAAACAAAACCACUCCGAGAUUGAGAAACGCCGCCGCGAGAAAAUGAACAUGCUCAUCAGGCGUAUGGCACUACUCGUGCCCAUGUGUCGGGCCAUUACGGCCAAUCGCAAACUGGACAAACUCACUGUACUUCGGAUGACUGUACAGCACAUUAAGGCUGUGAAGAAACGGUCGGCGAUGGCGGAUGCGGCCGCCGGCCAUCACAUCCCGACACUUGUGACCGAGGGGUUCCUGUUUGUGGUCAGCUGCGAUCGUGGUAAAAUAUUAUACGUGUCCAAUAGUGUAAAGAAUACGCUGAAUUACAAUCAGAGGGAUCUGUUGGGCAUGAGUUGGUUCGAUGUCCUGCACCACAAAGACAUACCCAAAGUGAAGGAACAGUUGUCUUUGUGGGAGUCAUCCAUGUCUUCAGCGUCUGGUGUCUGCCCUAAAGACAGACUCAUUGACGCCAAGACUUUACUAACAUUAGGAGAUGGUAUGGCCGGCGGUGAACACCGGGAAGGGGUGGACACGACGGCCAACACCGACGACGACGAUCACGACCCGAUGGACUCGUGUCCGGGCAGUCGCCGCUCGUUUUACUGUCGCAUGAAAUACAAGUUUCACGUCAACCGUACGGACGGCAAAGGGCUCCCAGUGUUGGCCACACCGGGUAAACGCCGCCGGAUUACCAUCACUAACGACAAGUACUGCGACCUCUAUUGCACGGGUUAUCUGAUGCCAUGGAUACCGGCUGUGGACACCACUCCGAUGGCCACAACCAGCGGAUCCCUGUCCACAGACGACGAGAUGGUCAGUGAUUUUGGCUUAUGGAGUGCCAGUGGAGGUGUGGGUGGGGUCGCUGGUGGUAUGCAUACGGGCUGUUUGGUAGCGAUGGCUCGAGUGAUGCCCCAAACCGAUCGUCAACAUCACGUCCCGGACAAGAGUUUUCCCGUCAAACCCCAUCAGUACGCGUCCCGACACAGUAUGGACGGCAUGUAUCUGUUUGUGGACCAGAGGUAUGACAAC